UUUCUCUCUCUCUUUAUAAGAACCCUAUUAAAUUUCUUGGUACUGUAACAAAAGGAAAAUAGAAUCGGAGCCAGAAUUUAUAUUCUCUGUUUCAAAAUUUUGAUGAGAAAGAAGAAAUGAUGUUUCUUGUUUUGUUUGCUAGAAUAUGAAAAAGAUUACUUGCUUCCUUAUGUCAGUUUCCUUUAACACAAGAAUCCUACUUAAACUUCUCAUCAAGUAAUCAUCUCUUUCACUUAGAAAAGCACUCAAAAUUUUCUCUCUUUAUUGCUUUCACGGUUACACCUAGCUCUUUUCUUCUUUAGUUGCUACAUCAAUGUCUCACCACCAUUAUGAAACCAACCCUCAUUUCGUUCAGUUUCCCUUUCAGGAUCAACAUCCUGGUGGUCCCUCUAGCUCAUGGACCGCUCCACACCACGACCAGAUCCCACAGACUCACUCAACUGGUCCACCUAGGGUGAAAAUAAAGACUCGAGGACGCCACCAGACUGAGCCACCUGACAUAAUCCAUGAAUUGCCAUCUUCAAGACCUUUGCCACUGAGGCAAGAGGAACCGUUACCACCACGCCAUACUCCAAACUCUGCCAGGCCAUUGCUAUUGAGCCCUGACGAGCAGCGACCUCAACACCGUGGCUACGGAUCUGAACCAAGUCCAUGGAGAACAGCUCCAAGAGAACCAAGUCCAUGGAGAACAGCUCCAACACGACCAGUGCAUCAACCAGGUCCAAAGAGGACCAAACCCAUGACAUUGCCGGCCACAAUAUGCUGUGCAAUUCUCCUGGUCGUCCUGGUUUUUUCCGGUCUCAUCCUCCUCAUAGUCUACCUGGCCAACCGUCCACGCUCACCGUACUUCGACAUCUCAGCAGCAACCCUAAACUCUGCCAAUCUCAACAUGGGCUACGUUCUGAAUGGAGAUCUCGCCAUUGUGGUAAACUUCACAAACCCGAGUAAGAAAAGCAGUGUGGACUUCAGCUACGUGAUGUUCGAGCUCUACUUCUACAACACACUCAUAGCGAGAGAACACAUCGAGCCAUUCAUCGUACCAAAGGGGAUGUCAAUGUUCACGAGCUUCCAUCUCGUCAGCAGUCAGGUGUCGAUCCAGCAAAUUCAGAGCCAGGAGUUGCAGCUGCAGCUCGAAACUGGACCAGUGUUGUUAAACCUGAGAGGAACAUUUCACGCUCGCUCGAACCAUGGGGCGUUAAUGAGAUACUCUUAUUGGUUGCACACACAAUGCGGCAUCUCGUUAAAUACCCCUCCUACAGGGACUAUGCGAGCAAGAAGAUGCAAUACAAAUCGCUAGCGAGUUGCAGCAUUCUGACAAACUAUAUUUGCUUCUUUUCUUGAUACAUUUGAUUAUAUAAUAUACUCAAAUAGAUAGUUUAUUGUGUUUUUUUUUUGUUGAAUAUUGGUUUCAUAUUUUUCUGCUACUUUUAGAAAUAAGCAAAACGGCAAAGGGGGGAAAUGCAUUUGAUCUAGAAUUGUAUGUAAUUUGAUUUUAAAUGUUCUAGAGAUGAAAAUAUGUUUAAUGAGAAUCCAUAAUUAAUCA
Camelina sativa (false flax) is the source of this 1543-nucleotide messenger RNA. RefSeq lists its product as uncharacterized. The record is from RefSeq and is a predicted model, not a curated record. Lineage: Eukaryota; Viridiplantae; Streptophyta; Magnoliopsida; Brassicales; Brassicaceae. Gene Ontology annotation, biological process: defense response to other organism. Gene Ontology annotation, cellular component: plasma membrane.